AUGCCCUUACCCCUACAGCUACUGGGCAAAUGGUGCUUAACAGAAACUAAAGGAUUUGAUGAGUACAUGAAGGAACUGGGAGUGGGGAUGGCCCUCAGGAAAAUGGCUGGAAUGGCCAAACCCGAUGUGUAUAUCAGUGAAAAUGGAGAUACAAUUACUGUUAAGACUGAGAGCACCAUAAAAACUACACAAUUCUCUUGUAAACUUGGUGAGAAGUUUGAAGAAACCACAGUUGAUGGCAGGAAAACUCAAACCAUUUGUUCUGUUGAAAAUGGUGCAUUGAUCCAGCACCAGUCAUGGGAUGGGAAGGAAAGCACAAUAACAAGAAAAGUAGAAGAUGGAAAGCUAGUGGUGGACUGUGUUAUGAACGAUGUCACUUGCCACAGGGUCUAUGAGAAGGUGGAGUAAAGAAAUUCCAUCUUUAUAUGGAACAGGAAUUAGCUGUUAUGAAUGAACCAGCUCAGUUCAAUGAGCAAACUCUCCAACCAGACUU
Molecule: messenger RNA, 493 nt
Organism: Gracilinanus agilis (Agile Gracile Mouse Opossum)
Lineage: Eukaryota; Metazoa; Chordata; Mammalia; Didelphimorphia; Didelphidae
Product: fatty acid-binding protein 5-like
Exons: 1
Coding region: 1-408 (135 amino acids)
Biological process (GO): fatty acid transport
Cellular component (GO): nucleus; cytosol
Molecular function (GO): fatty acid binding
Source: RefSeq, a predicted model, not a curated record